AUGUUUAGCCGAUCAUCGUCCAAGUCACAGGGAUCUUCUGGCGCCGCAGCUUCCAAAAAGGAACACAGGUUCCUCGAGGGUCAGGUCUCGGCCUUGCGGGAGCUGGGCUUGUUCAACCCAUCCGACUCACGUUCUCUGGGCUCGCAGCGCAAGAGGGAGGAUUGGAACAACUACAAUAGCGGCUCAUCGUAUCCGGAAAAGAAUCACUCUCUUAUCGCCACUUAUCGUCAGAACCCUCAUCGAACACCGUCACAUCGCUCAACGACUUCGAGAGGUUCUUCCGCCUCAAAAGACACUUUACGACAGAACCCAGCCAUGUCUGGCAUGAUGAGCGGAGACAGGAGUCGCAGUAGACGAGAGAGGACGUUUGUCGGCAGCGAAUGCGCUGUCUGCGAGGAGCCGCUGGAGCACACCCUUCGUGGCGAGAGGAUUCUUCAAUUUUCUUGCUCGCAUGUCUCACACGAGGCUUGCUUUUACGAGUUCAUACGGGAGUUCGAGUCGCAAUACUGCCCAUCAUGUAACGCGCCGUUACACUUGGACACGAGUCGUGGGGGUAACCAAUUGGACAUCGAGAAAAUAACCAACAUGGUGCGCUCAGCGUCAGCCGGCGACAGCAGAUCAUUGACCACACCGACGCCUGGAACGUGGGACGGUCAAGGCGGGCGGCCUCCAAGCGGAGAAUCUAACCCCAGGUCUGUGCCUAGCAAUGGUCGCGACAGUGUGGCCCGGAGCAACGUCCGAGACGGUCGAGAUGGAUAUAGCGCUUCAAGGGGCCAUGGUCGCAGUGACAGCGAAACGACCGGUGCUACUGGAGCUACUGGAGUCGCUUCUUCUGGAGGCUACCCUGAGACAACUCAGAGCGGUCCGCCCCGGCGCCACGACUACGACUUGCAGGCAAUGGAAACAACACCAAAUAGUCCGAGAGCAAUGACGCGCAACCCGAUCCCGGCGCCGUCUGUAGCAGUUCGAUCAGAAUUCCCUACCAUCAACCGCUCUCGGCAGCAGCAGACACUAACUUGCCUCAUCACGGUGGAAGUUGCUGAUAACAAGUGGAGGCCGGACCCUGAGGACCUGGGUAUGGUGAACCCGAUGCCCCCUAUGCGCGUCGAGGAAGCGUUCGCGCCGCAACGUCCGCCGUCACCCGCAAGAAGUUCCCAGCCGCGCUUCUACCCGUACGAGGCACCAGAAGUGCUCGAAGAAAUGACCGAGAGCUUGCGAAACAAGGUCGAUAACUGGCACGGCUUAGACUUCAAUAGAUUCGGCAAACUUCGUCUCUAUGGCACCCUGCGGGUGGGCAAAGACAAGAUCUCUUGGCAGGAACUGGAGUGCUUCCUCUUCGCCGAGAUGCUCAUCUGUGUCAAAGAGAAGAAGAUACCUCCAAGCGCGCAACAGUGGGAUGAGAAUGGCGUGCCACGAAGAUCCAGCAGAUGCACCUUGAAAGGUUCCAUUCUCAUCAAGAAGCAUCUCAACGAAGUCACGGAAACCGGCAUGGUAGACGAGAACGUCUUGACACUCAGUCUCUCGGUCGCUGAGCUCCCCCAGUUUCAUCUGCGUUUCGAUAACCGGAACCAGCUCAAGCUCUGGCAGCAAGCCCUCCUUGACCUCAACGCGGUUGAGAGAUCGCCCGUCAGAAGCCCCGAAUUCGAGAGGGAACGAGCAGAAGCCUCGGGGACUGACGAAGAGGACUGGGAUCGGGGCAACCGCCCGCAGCGAGUCUCCUCGCUAGCUUCUUCUUCGUGGGGAGGUCCCAAGUCAGUCGGUACUGCGCCGACCGAGUAUACGAACUUCGCCCGGAGCCCCAUGUCGGCGGUCCACGUGCCGAUCGAUGUGGUAGUCGUCGUGCCGAUCUCGUCCUCGAUGCAGGGUGUCAAGAUCAACCUCGUGAGAGACGCGCUCAAGUUCAUGGUGAACACUCUCGGUGAGCGGGAUCGCAUGGGCCUGGUCACUUUUGGCUCUGGUGGAGGCGGUGUGCCGAUCGUUGGGAUGACAACGAAGGCAUGGCACGGAUGGAACAACGUCCUGGCUUCAAUCAAGCCCGUCGGACAGAAAAGUCACCGUGCAGAUGUCGUUGAAGGCGCCAACGUGGCCAUGGACCUCUUGAUGCAGCGCAAGCACAACAACCCGAUUGCGACCAUCAUGCUUAUCAGCGACGCCUCCACUUCCGACGCGGACAGCGUUGACUUUGUCGUGUCGCGAGCCGAGGCUGCGAAGAUAACUAUUCACUCGUUUGGCCUAGGGAUGACUCACAAGCCAGACACCAUGAUCGAGUUGUCGACCCGAACCAAGGCGGCGUACACGUACGUGAAGGACUGGAUGAUGCUGCGGGAGUGCUUGGCCGGCUGCCUUGGUUCGAUGCAGUCUCUGUCGCACCAGAACGUCAAGCUCAAGCUUAAGCUACCGGAGGGCUCCCCGGCCAGGUUUCAUAAGAUCAGCGGAGCACUGCAGAUUACCAAGCGGGCGACGGGUCGCGAUGCCGAGGCUUCAAUGGGCGACCUGCGGUUCGGUGACAAGCGAGAUAUCCUAGUCCAACUAGUCAUUGUUCCCGACACUUCGUCUCAGGAGCAACUCCCUCAGGAUCCCUGGGAGACGAUAGUGUCCGGCUUGGAGGCUUUGGGUGGACCGAUGGAGCAUGACGACCAGCGAGCCACGUCGGUAGAGGAAGUCCCAUUGAUCCAAGCAGACCUGGUCUGGGGCGACAUCCUGCGAGACGGCACCAUGAUGCAUCUACCCCGGCCGUCGUUGCUGGCCAUUACGAUGCUUCCCGCCGCUGGCAACUCGAGGAAGGCUUCGUGGACCCAGAACAACCCCCCGAUUCCUCCUCACCCACACAUCGUGCAGCGUCGUAUGGAGCUACUUACUUCUGACAUGCUGACCCGAGCUUUGACAUUGGUGACCAGGGGUCAGCACGACCGUGCGCACACACUCUUGAACGAGACGCGUUCUAUCCUGAAGGGUCUCGGCAAGGGAGGUCUCCCGCCUGUUCCUCCAGGCCCUGUGCCGCCACUUCCAGGCAAGCACUCGAACCCUUCAACUCCUCACCCUGGCUAUGAUGCUUCGCCAACCUCGGCUACCCCCGACCGCAAACACACACCGUCCCCGACAGCUUCGGCACAUUCUUCGGCCGCAAAUGGUUACCCUCCGCCACUUCCGCGCACUCGAUCCAAUGACGGGUUGGCGCUGAGCAAUUCGGCGGGCGUAGACGCCAGCACCGUUGCUGCUCUUGACGCCGAGCUUGAAGCCAGUCUGGAGUGGAUCAGCCACCCCGCUGUCUUCAGUCGCGACAGUCGCAAAGCCGUUCUCCAGGCUAUUGGUGUCAUCAGCAGCCAGCGGGCCUUUACCUACCGCACACCCAUUGAGAGCCUAUGGGCUUCCAGAGUCAGUGGUGUGAAGCGACUGACAGACAAGAGUCGUGAGUGGAGGGAAGAAGCUGGCGGCGAGGGGAUCAUCGAAGAAGCGUAA
Messenger RNA from Anthostomella pinea, 3459 nucleotides. NCBI's taxonomy places the organism in Eukaryota, Fungi, Ascomycota, Sordariomycetes, Xylariales, Xylariaceae. The record is from the annotation of a GenBank genome assembly.